Molecule: messenger RNA, 1194 nt
Organism: Cavenderia fasciculata
Lineage: Eukaryota; Evosea; Eumycetozoa; Acytosteliales; Cavenderiaceae
Product: PA14 domain-containing protein
Exons: 3
Coding region: 1-1194 (397 amino acids)
Source: RefSeq, a predicted model, not a curated record
AUGAAAUUAAUAAUAUCUCUAUUAUUAUUAUCUUGCACAAUGAUUGGAUUGGUAUAUUCACAGAGUUGUCCAUUUAAAGCCGAUAAAUCUGGAUCUGCCUCUGCCACUUGGUAUACAGCCGUUUCAAAUGGAAAUUGUGGUUAUAAAGAUUUGUUUGGUCCAACCGGUCCAGGAACAGAUAAUAUUGUUGCUCUUAAUACUAAAUUUUUUAAUGGAACUUAUCAAUGUGGUCAAUGCUAUAGAUUGUUUUUAGAAUCCAAGUCACUUGAUGUAAUUGUCACUGAUCAAUGUCCAGAUGCAGGUUGGUGUGACAGUGACAAGAACCAUUUCGAUAUGAACCAAAAAGCAUUUUACAAGUUGUGGACUACCACUGGUACCAUCACUAGUGGUUUGACCUUUACAAAGAUUCCAUGUCCUGUCAAUGGUAAUAUAAAGAUUCAAACAAAAGAUGGUUCUCAUCAAUUCUGGGCUGCCUUUUUAGUUUUUAAUCAUAGAGUUGGAGUAGAUUCUGUUGAAUUGUACCAAGGUAGCGGAUGGGUGAAACUUGAACGUACUACAUUUAAUUAUUUUGUUGCUCCGUUUCCAAUUACUCCACCAUACAAGUUGAAAAUUAAUUCUAUCCUCGGGGAAUCAAUUGAAGCAACUAUGAAUGGACAAAUUGUUGCCGAACAAAUUAAUGAUUCUGGAUUACAAUUUAACAAGUUGUUUGAUUGUGGAAGUGGUGGACAACAAACUCAACCACCAACCCAGCCACCUACCCAACCACCAACGCAACCACCUACCAAGCCACCAACCCAGCCACCAACCCAGCCACCUACUCAGCCACCUACCCAACCACCAACCCAGCCACCUACCCAGCCACCAACCCAACCACCAACCCAACCACCAACUCAACCACCUACUCAGCCACCUACCCAGCCACCAACGCAGCCACCUACCCAACCACCAACUCAGCCACCUACCAAAGCUCCGUAUCAAAGUGGACCACCCAAACCAUGUCCAAAUGGAGCAAUCGCCAAAGAUACAGGAGUUAUGAGUGGAUGGUCAGUUGCAUGUGUUGAUGGUUCAGUAUCAUCUGCCAACGGGCUCUCAAUGUCAUUUAGAAAGAUUAAUUCCUAUUGUACAGUAAGUGGCUACCAUCUCUUAUCAAUCAUUACAUUGCCAAUAUUGGCAAUCAUCAUUCCUGUCUUUUAA